Molecule: messenger RNA, 746 nt
Organism: Diachasmimorpha longicaudata
Lineage: Eukaryota; Metazoa; Arthropoda; Insecta; Hymenoptera; Braconidae
Product: nucleoside diphosphate kinase 6-like
Exons: 3
Coding region: 127-597 (156 amino acids)
Biological process (GO): CTP biosynthetic process; UTP biosynthetic process; GTP biosynthetic process
Molecular function (GO): nucleoside diphosphate kinase activity
Source: RefSeq, a predicted model, not a curated record
GCCAAUAGUUUUUAAAAGACGAAAGACUGCACGUGGAGAAUGACAGUUUCGUAAGAAGUGCAAAAGUGUGUGCAAUAAUGACAUAUAUUGUUGAAUCAUUAACAAAUUGUAGAAAAAAUUGCGAAUAUGAGUGCAAAACUGUCACUAGAAUUAACACUCGCCAUUUUAAAGCCACACGUUGUCAAGAAUCCAAUAGUUCUGCAGAAAAUUCACGAUAUGAUCGCUGAAAAUGGACUGAAAGUAGUCAGAAGCCGGAGGAAAACUAUCACACUUCCGGAGGCUGAUUUAUUCUAUCAGGAACAUAGACAGAAAUUUUUUUAUAAUAGGCUAGUCACUUUCAUGUGCAGUGGGCCCUCUGAUAUUCUCAUUUUAGCUGGAUCCAACGCUAUCUCCAAAUGGAGAGAAAUUAUGGGACCGACGAAGGUGUUUCAGGCACAGUACUCGGCUCCAGAGUCCAUUAGAGGGAAGUUUGGACUGUCUGAUACGAGAAAUGCUACACAUGGUUCAGACUCGAUAGAAUCAGCAGAACGUGAAAUGCAGAUAUUAUUCAAAGACUUUGACUGCAGAAAAUGGCGCGAAAGUUAUGGGUCUUCGUGAUGUAGGACAACAAAUGGAAUUUGAUGGUGAAUCGAUUAGAAAUAAUGUUGAUGAGAACGUUAAAUAAAUCAGUGAUAGACGAUACGAAUUUAGCCAGUGAAAAAUAAAAUGUAAAUUCAAUUGUCGUGAAAAUAAAUUUGACAAAAAUA